Molecule: messenger RNA, 336 nt
Organism: Lycium ferocissimum
Lineage: Eukaryota; Viridiplantae; Streptophyta; Magnoliopsida; Solanales; Solanaceae
Product: protein SULFUR DEFICIENCY-INDUCED 1-like
Exons: 1
Coding region: 1-336 (111 amino acids)
Source: RefSeq, a predicted model, not a curated record
AUGAUUUAUGCAGAGAGCAACAAGGCCUGUAACCUGGCCCAUUUCUUGAUCAAGCAAGCCCGAUAUGAUGAGGCUCGUUAUAUUCAUGGAGAUGUUUGGAGAGGCAAAUAUUUAGGUUCUGAUGAUACAAAAACAAAGAAUCGAGUUGAGGAAUUGUUGUUGGAAUUGGACUUGAAACAACCCCCACCCUUCUUGCAAAACAUAUCGGGCCUCGAUUUGGAUGAUGAUUUUGUGAAUGGGCUUGAACAGUUAAUUAGUGAAUGGGCCCGGCCCAAAUCAAGAAGGCUACCAAUAUUUGAGGAAAUUUCUACAUUCAGAGAUCAAUUGGCCUGUUGA